This is a messenger RNA of Penicillium verrucosum, 1911 nucleotides long. RefSeq lists its product as uncharacterized. The record is from RefSeq and is a predicted model, not a curated record. The transcript is spliced from 2 exons. Lineage: Eukaryota; Fungi; Ascomycota; Eurotiomycetes; Eurotiales; Aspergillaceae. The coding region runs from base 1 to 1911 and encodes 636 amino acids.
AUGGGCAACUCUCUAUCGAGCAAAGCCAAAGACGAGACCCACCGCUCCAACCGCCUUUCAAAGCCCCUGACGAAGAAGUCCAAUACCAGUCAAAGUGCUCCACGCCUCGAAACAGACCCUUCAACGAUCACUUCAGGGCUGAUAGGCUGGCAAAACCCUUGGGUUGGGGACAGUAUCUCCAGUCCUCAUGUGGAGAAAAGGGGCAGUUAUUCCAAAAAGGCAGAGAUCCCACCUACCCUUUUUGAAACAGAGUCGCCCGAAGAGACCCCGACUGAGGAUCGAACCUUCGGAUAUGAACAGAGUCCAACGCAGCGUCAUCCAAUCCGCCCAAGCCUGUUGAGUGCAACCUCUUCGAGAAGAACAUCAUACCAGUCGGAAACUUGGGAGUCAACCUCCCAAUCCUCGCCUCUUCAUGAACAGCCACCAAGGCGGGCCAGUUCGACUCGAAUCCCUCUACAGAGACACAACAGCGCUGUCUAUGAAAGCCAUAUCGGACAUGCGACCUCUUCCAACACCCACUUCUUGGUUGGCAACCAGCGGUUCUCAUUAACACGUCGACGAUCGCUUCUGACACGACCGGGGGGCACGAUUCGACGCGUCCCAUCGCCUAUUGGAGAGCCCGAGAACCCGAUCGAGGAUCCGACUGAGUCGACCGUGCUGCAAUGGCCAUUGCCAUCAACCCAGAAACCGCUGCGUCUGCCAUCCCCAGUGCGGCCAACGAGUCCGAUGGAUGCCCGAUAUACUCAGCUCGGAGCACUUAAAUUAGGGUCUUUGCGAGUGGUAAAUGGCUCCGCUUCCCCAUGUCCGAGCGACCGCAUUCCUUUGGAGGGGUCCUGCGCUCCAGGUUCUGGCCUUGGUCUUGAGAACAUAGAAGUCAUUGGGCCUAGCAGAGGCUCAGAACUGGGGAUUCCAUCCUUGUCCGAGUCGACAAAAACAGACGAUGUCCCGGGCAGUCCAUUCUCUUUCGAAAAGUCUCCAACCAUCACAGUCCAGCCUCAGAGAAAAUCAUUGUUUCCCGGGGAUCCCGAAGAUGAAGGAAUUGUUCUCUGCGACGAGACGAGAACCCAGUUUGAGAAAGGUGUUUUGGACGCAGGUCUUUCCCGGAGCACAUCUCAAUCCCUCAACAAGUCCGACAGUGGCUACAGCUCUGCCACUUCAGUCCACUCCAUACAACGGAGCCGGACUCAGAGUUCUACUGGCUCACAAUCGUCUGGCUCGUGUGGCGCAGACAGCUCAAAGAACGUGUGUAUCCUGAAAGACUCGGCUUCAGGGCGAUCGGGCGAUAAAAUGCUGCGUCCCCUGAGCCUACAGACACAACCGGAUAACUACUCAAGGUUGCAUCCAGCCGCUGCUCGCUGGUACGAUUCGACCGACCCAACUCCCAUCACUCCGUCGCGAUCACGUCGGUCAACGUUGUGUGCGCCCCGAUACACGGAGUAUUCUUCGCCGCGCGAACCCGUCUUCGAAGUCAAAUCUACCGCCAUAGUCUCUACUCCACAUCAGAGCCAACAAGGACUUACCAGAGGACCUUUCUAUGGAGAUCGAUUGUCCUUGGGCUCGUCUGAUCUUGCGUCUACUACUGGGUCUCCCACGAGUGGAGAAUCAACUGCUGAAACCAAGGAGCGACUUCGCAGAUCGGUCUCUGAGUAUCAAAUGCAUGCAGAGUAUAAUAAUACACAACUCUCUCGAUCCAGAAGCCGACUGGGAAGUCGCAUCUGGAGCAAGACGCCAGGAGUUGAAGCUCCUCCGCUGCCCACUAUCACCUCCCCGGGUUAUUUGCAAGAUGACCUUGACCUUGGUUCUGAGUUGGCUUCCUCCGAGCCGAUGCGAGGCCGGUCUCGAAGCCGAACCAAUGACUAUCACCGUCGCCGGCUGACGAAAGUCCGUCACCAGACGGAUUUGUCCAUAUAA